AUGAAUACUAUAUGUUUUAAUGAAAAUAUUGACAUAGAUCAGCUGUAUAAUAAUGACACUAUAAGAAAAACAAUGUUAACAGAGUGGAUGCAAAUAAAUACAUUAUUUGUAGAAGCGCGUUCUCUAACAUAUGCUGUAUUUCCAACACAAUGGACUUGGGAUUCAAAGGAUAGAUUAUGGCAUAAACGAAAAAAAGGCGAUUCAACAUGCAUGGCUUAUGGCCUACUGGGUGAUGAUAGAGAAUGGGUUGAGGUCUUGAAAGAAGCGGUAUUAUGGGUUACAUCUAAACAAUUAAGACAUCUUUUCAUUAUUUUGAUUGUGUUUUGUGAGGUCGGUGAUCCUAACAAAUUGUUCAAUAUGUUUUGGAAAAUUUUUGCUGAUGAUAUAGAAUAUAAUUUGAGACGAGACUUUGAACUUGAAAAUGUUUUCAUCUCCGAGGAACGUUUAAAAAAUUAUACUCUCAUCGAAUUAGAAAAACUAAUAAACCGAAAUGGAUAUUCAUUAAUGGAUUACAAUUUACCCAUGCCCAACAGAUCGUUUGAGUACGAUUCAGCAAAUAAAUUAAUAUUAGAAGAACUAGCAUUUGACAUAACAACAAUGCAAAUUAAGCAUGAUCAAAUGAUUAGAACAUUAAAUGUUGAACAAAAAAUAAUUUAUGAUGCUGUUGUUAACUCUGUUUGUCUUGAAGAUGGUAAUCAAUUUUUUAUUUACGGGCAUGGAGGCACAGGUAAAACAUAUUUGUAUCAAACUAUAAUUUAUAAGUUCAGUCGAACUGCUCAUUCUCGAUUUAAAAUUCCUAUAAAUAUAGAUGAGCAUUCUACAUGUGAUAUUAAAAAGGGUACCCAAUUAGCAGACCUAAUAAAAGAAGCCAGUUUAAUAAUAUGGGAUGAAGCACCAAUGAGUCAUCGAUAUUGCUUCGAAGCUGUUGAUAGAUCUUUACGUGAUAUCCUAUCUACAAAUGAUAAUGAUAAAAAGAACUUGCCUUUUGGAGGAAAGACAAUGUUAUUAGGCGGUGAUUUUAGACAAAUUUUACCUGUAAUAUCAUAUGGAAUGAAAGAAGAUAUAUUAGAUGCAUCUAUAACAAGAUCAUAUAUAUGGAACUAUUUUAGAGUAUUUAAGUUAAAUAUUAACAUGCGAGUCGCUGAACAACAGUGUCACAAUUUGGAUCAUUCCAAUUUACCAUUUUCAGAAUGGUUACUAGCUAUUGGAGACGGAAGAUUAAAAAAUAGACAAAUUAAAAUAUUUGAUGAGGAGAAUAAUUGGAUAGCGAUACCUUCUAAAUUCUUGAUUGAUUACAAUGAUGAUUCAAUUUACAGUAUCAUAAGUUAUGUAUAUUUAGACUUCCGAAAUAAUUAUUCAAAUUCAGAGUACUUGCGUGAAAGAGCUAUUGUAUGUCCUAGAAAUGAAGUAGUUGACAAUAUUAAUUUAGCAAUGCUUAAAUUAGUUCCUGAGCAAGAAAAAAUUUAUUAUAGUUAUGAUUGUAUAUGUAAAAGUGCUCCAAACAUCGAAGAGUUGCAACUACUUUAUCCAGUUGAUUUUUUAAAUACUUUAAAUUUUAAUGGUUUUCCUCAGCAUGAAUUACAUUUAAAAAUUAAAACAUCAAUCAUGCUUUUACGAAAUUUAAAUCCCGCUAUAGGUUUAUGUAAUGGCACUAGACUGCUUAUUGUUCAAUUAGGUAUUAGGGUAAUUGAAGCUCAAAUUAUAACUGGAUCUUUUGCAGGAGACAGAGUUUUCAUACCACGUAUUGUUUUAUCUGCAACUGAAAAAAAUGGCCUUUCAUUCUGA
Molecule: messenger RNA, 1785 nt
Organism: Mercurialis annua (annual mercury)
Lineage: Eukaryota; Viridiplantae; Streptophyta; Magnoliopsida; Malpighiales; Euphorbiaceae
Exons: 3
Coding region: 1-1785 (594 amino acids)
Biological process (GO): DNA repair; telomere maintenance
Molecular function (GO): DNA helicase activity
Source: RefSeq, a predicted model, not a curated record